Molecule: messenger RNA, 1206 nt
Organism: Histoplasma mississippiense
Lineage: Eukaryota; Fungi; Ascomycota; Eurotiomycetes; Onygenales; Ajellomycetaceae
Exons: 4
Coding region: 1-1206 (401 amino acids)
Source: RefSeq, a predicted model, not a curated record
AUGGGCUAUGUUGGUUGGGUAGGCACUUUCCAGGGCCAGAAAGGCGAUCCUCGACGACUGGUCUUUGAAAGCGAGCUGGUCAAGGAACUCCGUUCUGCGGGUGCUGUGCUUCACUGCAAGACUAGCGUCCCCGCAACUCUAAUGUGUCCUCAGACGGCCAACAAUAUCAUUGACUACACUUGGAACCCGAAGAAUCGCCAUCUAUCUUCUGGGGGAAGCUCUGGGGGAGAAGGCGCCCUCAUAAUACUGAGGGGGUCUGCGGGCGGGUUUGGCACUGAUAUUGGCGGGAGUGUGCGGGUCCCAGCUGCCUUUAACGGUCUUUAUGGUAUCAGGCCGUCAGCUGGCAGAAUUCCCUACGAAGGCGCGGCUAAUUCGAUGGAUGGCCAAAACUCAAUCACCUCUGUUGUCGGUCCUCUCGCCACUACCCCUGGUGGGUUGAAGCUCUUGUUUAAGUCUGUACUCAGUCAAAAGCCGUGGCUUCAUGAUCCAUUGGCGAUUGAGUUGCCAUGGCGGGAUGAGGCAGAGCAGGAAGUAUUGGAUCUCAUUAAGAGUUCUGCUGCGGGGAAAGGCCAGCUUUCGUUCGGCAUCAUGAGCUCAGAUGACUAUAUUCAGCCGGUUAUCGAGUGGAAACCACCGUCUCAUCAAAAAGCCCUGGAAUUAGCGCUCGCCAUUUAUACUCUCGACGGCGGUGCCGAUGCACAUUAUCAAUUUAACUUAUCAGGUGAACCCCCCAUGCCCGAACUCGAUAUCUUUUUAAAGGAAUCCCCAGGCCCGCAAAUGAACGCCCAGCAAAUCGCCGCGAUCAACGUCGCCAAGCGGGAAUAUCAGAAGGAGUACCUGGAAUACUGGAAUAGUACUUCGGAGUUGACGGGAACGGGCCGGCCUGUUGAUGGCUUUUUCUGCCCUGUUGCCCCAUUCCCCGCAGCACAAAGGGGUAAAGCCAAUUAUGCUGGCUAUACCGUCUUCGUGAAUUUGCUGGAUUACGGCUCGAUCGUUAUCCCGGUAACUAUUGCUGAUAAAACGGUGGAUACCGUCGACGCUGGCUAUGAUCCAUUGAAUGAUAUGGAUAAGGCGAUUCAUGAUGAAUAUGACGCGGAUAUUUACGAUGGCGCUCACGUCGGUCUGCAACUUGUUGGGAGGCGAUUCCAGGAAGAGAGAUUGAUUGCACUCGCAGAAUAUGCGGGACAUGCAGUCAGAACAGCAUAG